Messenger RNA from Pecten maximus, 648 nucleotides. RefSeq names its product signal peptide, CUB and EGF-like domain-containing protein 1. NCBI's taxonomy places the organism in Eukaryota, Metazoa, Mollusca, Bivalvia, Pectinida, Pectinidae. The record is from RefSeq and is a predicted model, not a curated record. Gene Ontology annotation, molecular function: calcium ion binding. The transcript is spliced from 3 exons. The annotation marks the transcript as partial.
UUGUUGACGCCUGUACGGACGGUACCAAUGGCGGAUGUGCACAUAUUUGUGUAAGUACGGGGAGCGGCGCCUACGUGUGCCUCUGUAACAGUGGAUACGGACUGGACGCGGACGGACACAACUGUUCGGAUAUCGAUGAGUGUACGGACUAUGGACCUUGCGAACAAAUCUGUACAAACACAGUCGGAAGUUUCCAGUGUAGCUGUAGGUCUGGGUUCACUGUGGACAGUACCACAACGAGCACGUGUAAUGAUGUAGACGAGUGUACAAACAGCAGUUUGUGUACGGGAGGACAGACCUGCGUCAACUCCUACGGGAGUUACCACUGUGUGGCAUCAGCGGCGGGAAUGGUCCCGGAAAUUCCGGGGGAGGAGGCGGCGGAGAGGGCUUCUCUGACAAUUGUUGACACAUGCUCAGACGGCACCAAUGGCGGAUGUGAACACGUGUGUGCCACAACUAGGAAUGGCGCCUAUGACUGUUUGUGUUACGCGGGAUACAAACUGGAUAGUAACGGACACAACUGUACGGACGUGGACGAGUGUACGGAGUACGGACCAUGUGACCAGACGUGUAUCAAUAACCCCGGGACGUACACGUGCGGCUGUCGGGAGGGGUACCUACUGGACACGGAUAACGUCACCUGUAACG